Messenger RNA from Penicillium odoratum, 1425 nucleotides. Its product is annotated as proline dehydrogenase family protein. NCBI's taxonomy places the organism in Eukaryota, Fungi, Ascomycota, Eurotiomycetes, Eurotiales, Aspergillaceae. The record is from RefSeq and is a predicted model, not a curated record. Bases 1 to 1425 code for a protein of 474 amino acids. Gene Ontology annotation, molecular function: FAD binding; proline dehydrogenase activity. The transcript has 2 exons. Gene Ontology annotation, cellular component: mitochondrion.
AUGAAAGCUGCUCGGGCAGUGCGGGUGCCCCGCACACAGGUUACCAGCCGCGUCAACACUCGACUUGUCAGCGGUACUGGCAACGUCAAGUCUUCUGUUGCAGCAAGCGAUGUCUGGCAGCCACUCUCGCCAGCGGCAACGCCACGCAAGGCGUUGAACGCUCCUCUUUCCAAGCUUCCCUUAUCGUCUGUCUUGCGCUCGCUAUUGGUGUUAUCGGUCUCAUCCUCUCCACUCUUGCUCAAGCCCUGCAUCUACACUCUUUCAUUGUUGGCGCACCCUCGCUCCGCAUUAUGGGAUGUCUCCAAGAACCCAUUGCUGAACUUCAUGGUGAAGCAUACCAUUUACAAGCAAUUCAACGCCGGAGAAAACAAAGUUGAGGUUCAGAAGUCUAUUCAGAGUAUCAAGGAUUUAGGAUGUCGAGGUGUGUUGCUUGGCUAUGCUCGGGAGGUCUUGGUUGGGGAGAACGACGAUGCCGCAUAUGACGCGAAGGCUGCGCUUGCUGAGAUCCAAAUGUGGUUUGAUGGCACUAUGCGCACAGUUGAUAUGGCUCAGGAGGGAGACUUUGUUGCUCUCAAAUUCACCGGCAUGGGUACCGAUGCUCUUCGCCUCCUCCAGAAGCAAGCUCCUCCAACUGAAUUCAUGAACACUUCUAUCCAGAAAGUGUGCGACUUGGCAAUCUCUCGCGGUGUUCGUUUGCUCGUCGAUGCCGAAGAGCAGGCUGUCCAGCCUGGUAUUGAGGCAUGGAUCAUGAAAUACCAAAAGUACUGCAACUCACAGACCCCGGGCCGCGCCAUCUUCUACGGUACCUACCAGGGAUAUCUUCGGUCAACCCCUGCUACUCUGGCGCGUCAUCUUGAGAUUUCUCGUAGCGAGGGCUACACAUUGGGUGUCAAGCUGGUUCGCGGUGCUUACAUGAAGACGGAACCUCGCCACUUGAUUUGGGACAAGAAAGAAGAGACCGACCAGUGCUACGAUGAGGUUGUCGAGGCUCUCUUGACUCGCAAGUAUAACUCUAUGCUGCAGCACCCCUCGAAGGACUCGUCUCUCACCUUGCCACCUGUUAACGUGAUCAUCGCCACUCACAACCGCGAAUCCGUGCGCAAGGCUCAUGCGAUCCGUGUGCAGCAGGCUGCCCGUGGAGAAGACUAUGGUGUUGAUCUGAGCUACGCACAACUGCAGGGAAUGGCUGACGAAGUCAGCUGUGAACUUCUUCAGGGCUUCGAGAGUGCCGAGGCCAGCGUAGGUGUGACACCUAUGGCGGCACCCAACGUUUUCAAGCUUUUGACUUGGGGUUCGGUCAAGGAGUGUAUGGGUUUCCUCUUGCGCCGUGCCAUUGAGAACACCGAGGCUGUUGGACGGACCAAGGACUCUCAGCUGGCUAUGAUCAGUGAAUUGAAGCGCCGGAUAAUUGGCGACAGCAAAUAG